AUGGCCCAGCCCGCUGCCGGGGCCAGGCAGCCCCCGCCGCCCGCGGGGCGCAGGAGGUGACGGAGUGCCCAUGACAGCCCCCACCAGGUGCUCGCGGGACGCCGGCGGUCACUGCGUGCUGAGGCCGGCACAGAGACAUGAGUGGCAACACGAGCCAGCGCGCCGCCGCCCUGGGGGUCCUCUUUGCCCUGAUCAUGUUGCUGAUCAUCUACAGCUCUGGCAACGGGAGCGAGGUCUUCCCCUACAGCCGCCUGCGGGGCAGAGCCCGCCGGCCCCCCGACCUCAAGAAGUGGGGGGUGAAAAGCGGGUACCUGCCUGUCUGUGGGAACAAGACCCUGACUGCCCGCUGCCAUCAGUGCGUCAUUGUCACCAGCUCCAGCCACCUCCUGGGCACCCACCUGGGCACGGUCAUCGACGGGGCUGAGUGCACCAUCCGCAUGAACGAUGCUCCCACCACGGGCUACGAUGCUGAUGUGGGCAACAAGACCAGCUUCCGCGUGGUGGCCCACUCCAGCCUCUACCGUGUCCUCAAGCGGCCCCAGGAGUUUGUCAACAAGACUCCAGAGACCAUCUUCAUCUUCUGGGGGCCGCCCACCAAGAUGCAGAAGAGCCUCCUGAAGAUCAUCCAGCGCGUCUGCGCCUCGUUCCCCAACAUGACCGCCUACGUUGUCUCCCCCGGCCGCAUGAAGCAGUUUGAUGACCUGUUUCGGGGAGAGACAGGCAAGGACAGGGAGAAGUCUCGCUCGUGGCUCAGCACAGGCUGGUUCACCAUGGUGAUUGCUGUGGAGCUGUGUGAUGCCAUCCACGUCUAUGGCAUGGUGCCACCCAGCUACUGCGGCCACCACCCCCCACCCCGCCGCCUGCCCUACCACUACUACGAGCCCAAGGGCCCCGACGAGUGCACAACCUACAUCCACAACGAGCGGAGCCGCAGGGGCAACCACCACCGCUUCAUCACCGAGAAGAGGGUCUUUGCCAGCUGGGCCAGCCUCUACAACAUCACCUUCUCCCACCCCACCUGGACCUAGGGGCUGCCCCACGCCUGCCAGGCACGCCCCUGGUGCUGGCAUGGAUGGGGAUUCCCCUGCAUCCCCCUGGGAGUGGUGGGAGCCAGGCAUCAGGGUGCCACCACGCAUCCUGCCUCCCACAGGACCACUGCUGUUGUGCGUGGUGGCUCCUUGCACCUGGGAUGUGUUGGGUUUUGAGCUGGUUUUUGGGGGCCAGGUGGUGAAUGUAAGGUUUAAGGUGUGCCCCCUCCAUGUGCAGGAUACUCGGGCAUGAUAUGCUGCCCCAUCCUGGUCCGUACACAUUGCAGCCCCUGUGAGCCUCUAAGGGGGUUCCAGGUCCCCUAGGCUCAGUUUUGGUUUGCACCACUUCUGGGGUCAUCACAGAGACUGUUUCCCCCAACCCUCUGGGUAGGGAGACUCUCUCUUGGAGCUCAGCCCCUCUCUGCCAUCCCCAGCACCCUCAUCCCAGUCCUCAGCCAUCCUUCCCACAGCAGAACCCCACAGUUUUUAGUGGGAUCCCACGGGGGUGACAUUGCCACUCUCCCUGUCCCAGUACCCCAAAAACACCAGCCCCUCCCAGCACCACUGUGCCCCACUAUUCCAAAACCUUUUCUAACUGAAAGAUGGGAUUUUUGGGAGAUUUUUGGGGGAUUUGGCUUAGGUUUGCUGCUUUUUCUCCCCACUUCUAAUCCUGGGGUUUGUACUUGAGUUUCCUGGAUGAAGGAGUGAGCAGGGGCUGCUUAUUAGUCGUAGCAAAGAGCCAGCAGCUGCUUAUAAAAUAUUUAGAAGUGGGCAGGUAGAGGGGGUAGUGGCACCCUGUGGCUGGGAGAAGGCUUUGUUAUUAAUUUCUCAGCAGCAGAGAAGUAAAUGUGGGGAAAGCACCUAAACAAGGCAUGUUUGGGUGCUGAGCCUUGGCAGGAAUGCAUUCCUCAGUUUCCCUCUGGCUGUGGCUGGGGUUUUGAGGGGUUCAGUGCUGGGGGAAGCAGUGGGGCACCCAUGUUUUGUAAUUGUUUGUACAGGAAUAAAUAUUGCUGCACUCUGUUACCUGA
This is a messenger RNA of Catharus ustulatus (Swainson's thrush), 2056 nucleotides long. RefSeq names its product ST6 N-acetylgalactosaminide alpha-2,6-sialyltransferase 6 (gene ST6GALNAC6). Lineage: Eukaryota; Metazoa; Chordata; Aves; Passeriformes; Turdidae. Gene Ontology annotation, molecular function: alpha-N-acetylgalactosaminide alpha-2,6-sialyltransferase activity. The coding region runs from base 138 to 1028 and encodes 296 amino acids. Gene Ontology annotation, biological process: ganglioside biosynthetic process; oligosaccharide metabolic process. The record is from RefSeq and is a predicted model, not a curated record. The transcript has 6 exons.